This is a messenger RNA of Polychytrium aggregatum, 1406 nucleotides long. RefSeq lists its product as uncharacterized. NCBI's taxonomy places the organism in Eukaryota, Fungi, Chytridiomycota, Chytridiomycetes, Polychytriales. The transcript has a single exon. The record is from RefSeq and is a predicted model, not a curated record. Bases 60 to 1112 code for a protein of 350 amino acids.
CCUGCUGCAGACCCACCGCCGUCACCCGCUCCGUUCCCAGUCCGAGACAGAUCCAGGCCAUGCCGACCACAAUCCGAGCGAGCAGAAAGUUCCUGCUUCUGGUCCCCGUCGUCGUAAUGCUCAUCGUUGUUGCUGUGAUGGUCAUGUCGGAAGACUUUGAUCCCCGCAGCAGCUUCUUUGGGCAGCAGUCCUACGACCGCCAGGCCGAUGAAAACGACCAAGGCCGCCAGCACCGGCACGGCGACCACCAGCAGCAUCACCACGACCACCAUGGAGCCUACAACCACGGCUCGAACAACCCUGUCCCUCCCGUCCCACCGAGCUACCAAAUCCCCGACGACCCUCAGUUCUAUCGCUCCCAGAGCGGCCAAGACAGAUGGAUCCUCAAGUGGUUCCAGAACGCCACGCAGACCCGUAUUCCUUUUGCCGGAAAGGGCGUCUUCAUCGAGUUUGGUGCUCGCGAUGGCCUGGACGACUCCAACACCUAUCUCUUUGAGUCGUCCUUCGGCUGGCGUGGCAUCUUGGCCGAAGCCAUCCCCCAGGAGCAAAAGUCGAUCAUGGUCAACCGACAGAACUCUGCUGUCGUCGACGCCGGCAUCUGCAACACUGGCAAGGCUCAGUUCUAUGCCCUGGACAAGGCCAGCGGAUGGAACGGCAUCGUCGACUCGUACGAUCAACAGCGCAAGGACAAGAUCGAUACAGUGGCCUCCAAGAUCGAGGUGUUUUGUGUCCGUCUCGACACCCUCGUCGAGUACUUUGGCCUCCGCCGGGUCAACUACAUGUCUGUCGACACCGAGGGCUCGGAGCUGUCGUCCCUCAUGACCUUCCCGUGGUCCAAAGUCGUGGUGGAUCUGGUUGGCGUCGAGAUCCUCGUCGGUUCCGAGCCCGGCAGAGCCGAGAACCGCCAGCAGAUCAUUUCGUUCAUGGGCCGCAACGGAUAUGAGCCUGUGCAUGAGUUCACCGUCGGAGGCGACACCCACGACCUGUUCUUUGCCCCUGGGCCACACCGGUCGCAUCCCGCUCCAAUCGUCUCCGACAGCGACUUGUUCAUGGACCAAAGCCAUUUUCUGGAACAGCGUCGCAUGUGCCAGCUGCUUGGUCGCUGCCUCUAGUGAUGCGAUCUGACACUGGAAGUGUCGUCGUCGAUAGAAUCGGUUCUCGAUUUCGGUUGGAACAUAGAUGACAAACGCAUGUGGCUAUGGCCAUAGAUAGGACGCAUGCCCCCCUUUCUGAACACUCCCAAACUCAGCUGCAAUCAAUCGCACCCUCGCCAUCUGAAUAUAGCCUGCUUGAGCGCAUGUACGUCUCAUUCAGAAAACAAACGGGACACCACGCCCGCUUCCAUGAACAUGUAGUAUGUGAUGAGCUUGCAUCAAGCUAUAAAUAAACAGAUCACUUUGGCAGCC